Molecule: messenger RNA, 593 nt
Organism: Nestor notabilis (Kea)
Lineage: Eukaryota; Metazoa; Chordata; Aves; Psittaciformes; Psittacidae
Gene: STBD1
Product: starch binding domain 1
Exons: 2
Cellular component (GO): membrane
Molecular function (GO): glycogen binding; starch binding
Source: RefSeq, a predicted model, not a curated record
AGGAUCUUAUGGAGGCCAAGGCUGCUGCUGUGACCAGCUCUCAGAAGCCAGGAGAGGGUCUGUUGGCUGCGGCAGGAGCCCCUGAUGGUGUGUGUAAGGAUAGAAGUGAGGAACAGCCAGGUCAGGAGAGUAGGGACUUGGACCAUGAAGACUGGGAAGUUGUUUCUGAGCAUCUGGCUUGGGGGGAGGCUGGCAAGAAUGGCAGAAUGGAAGAAGCAGGCAGCAAGGAAUGGGAACAAGGAGACUGCCCUGAUGGGGAUUUGAAAGCCAAGCGAGUUGCAGCUGUGCCCCCCAUGUUUCAAAACAUCCAUGUGACUUUCCGUGUGCACUACAUCACUCACUCGGCUGCUCAGCUCGUUGGUGUUACUGGGGACCAUGAGUGUCUUGGCCAGUGGCACAGCUAUGUUCCCCUCAAGCAUGACAAGGAUGGCUUCUGGUCUGAAUCCGUCAGUCUGCCAGUAGACACCAGAGUUGAGUGGAAAUUUAUCUUGGUGGAGAAUGGGAAGGUGAGACGCUGGGAAGAAUGCGGUAACAGAACCCUAAUGACUGAACAUGAGGAUAGAGUUGUUCAUCAGUGGUGGGGACACCAUUAA